ACUACAUCUAGGUCGACGCGACGAUAAACAAUCCUCAUCUCUGGACCGGCGCAUCGCCAGCAGCCAAUUUUGCUUCUUAUCACCUGUUACCAUCUCCUCCAGCUGUGCGUUUUUGAGCAUCAGCGCCUGAAAAGACGCGAUCAAGACCACCCACCCCUCUGCACGUACCCGAUCUGGAGCCAGCCACCACGAUUCGCGGACCGAAGCCCCUCCUCUCGCCUGUGCUGCCGCCAUCGCGAUCCAGACCUGGUCGAUGAACGAAGCUUGGACAGUGUGUUCCUCACGCUCUACGGUUCUCCAUUCCACUAUAUCUGGAUCCAUCUGCGGGAAAGGUCGACUAUCGCUUCGGAGCCCCUCCCUUGGGCCACCCCAAGGUCGUCGUCCAGUGUCUCCCUAAUCGCCGUUUGCAGAGCGUGCCAUGUCAUUCCUCUUUGGCAGAGCCCGAUCGCGAGCCGCCGCCGAUUUACCCAGACAGGCGCGGGACCAUGUUUCGCGGUUGGAUGGCCCCAACGGUGCCGCCAAGGCAGAGGAGCUGGCCCGAGUGCUGGCACAGAUGAAGCUGGUACUGCAGGGAACACACGAAACCGAUAGCUCUCCUGAGCAGAUAUACCAACUAGUUACCGGCCUCAUCGACGAAGACCUUUUACACCUCCUCGCUGUCAACCUAUACCGCCUGCCAUUCGAGUCACGAAAGGAUACUCAAGUUAUAUUCUCCUAUGUCUUCCGCUUUCGUCCCGCCGCGGCGGCCCCCAAGAGCGACCCCAUCGCCCUUUCAUACGUCGUUUGCAAUAGACCGCAAGUUCUCGUGGAGCUGUGCCGCGCAUACGACCACAAGGAGAGCGCCACGCCCGCGGGUUCAGUCCUCCGCGAGCUGCUUAAAAACGAGGCUGCCGCCGCCGUCAUCCUCUACGAUGAUGGUGACGAACCGGGGUCCAGUGCAAAGGGGCUCAACGCCAUUGAUCGUGAUCGGCCACAGAGUGGGCGUGGCGUCUUCUGGAAGUUCUUCGAGUGGAUCGACAAGAGCUCAUUCGAGGUUGCCGCCGAUGCCUUCACCACGUUUCGUGAACUCCUGACACGGCACAAAGAUUUGGUCCCACGCUACUUGUCCGUCAACUUCGACCUCUUUUUUGAUAAAUAUAACAAGAUUUUGGUCCAAUCCAAUAGCUACGUCACGAAGAGGCAAUCAAUCAAACUUCUUGGCGAGAUACUUCUGGACCGCUCCAACUACAGCGUCAUGACCGCGUACGUCGACCAAGGCGACCACCUCAAGAUAUGUAUGAACUUGCUGCGCGACGACAGGAAAAUGGUCCAGUACGAAGGCUUUCAUGUAUUCAAGGUGUUCGUCGCCAACCCUCACAAGUCGGUUGCUGUGCAAAAGAUCCUACUCAUGAAUCGCGAGAAGCUUUUGACCUUCUUGUCGCACUUCCUCGAAGACCGGACCGACGAUGAGCAGUUCAUCGAUGAGCGGGACUUCUUGAUCAAACAAAUCAGGAAUAUGCCACCUAGCCCCAUACCGCCUCAGCGAUGAUUCGAAGUCUACAGUCUUCAACGUUUACUUGAGCUAUCGCGAGCUGCGGCAAUGCGGCAAGUUUGCAAGACGCGCCUCGUGCCGCGUAAGCGUCCUCCGAUAAUGAACAAGUUUCAGCCCGAAUGUUCGGAGGUCAAUCGUUCCUGAACUGCCGACUGCGUCAGAGCCCCCGUAUGCCCCGAGGUGGGCUGCAGUGCGUGCAUCAUUUGCAGGUUGAGAGGAAAAGCGAUGGGUCCAGUCGAGGUCUAAAUUCAUGAUGUGCCUCAGAAUUCCCAGUCCUUAUCGGAUUGAAUCAAAUGCCCUGUCCUACUCUAGGAAUGUCAACG
Purpureocillium takamizusanense is the source of this 1854-nucleotide messenger RNA. RefSeq names its product Hym1p (gene HYM1). The coding region runs from base 419 to 1528 and encodes 369 amino acids. Gene Ontology annotation, biological process: intracellular signal transduction. The transcript is spliced from 4 exons. Gene Ontology annotation, molecular function: protein serine/threonine kinase activator activity. The record is from RefSeq and is a predicted model, not a curated record. NCBI's taxonomy places the organism in Eukaryota, Fungi, Ascomycota, Sordariomycetes, Hypocreales, Ophiocordycipitaceae.